GAAAAUAUUUAGAUAGAUAAACGAAAAACCUCUGUUAUACCCUUAUCUUCCAUAUUUGAAAAACAACAACUUUUUGUUCUUCUAUCAAAUGCUCUAAAGAGAAAACGAAAAUGGAGGUGUCCGUACUCGGCGCCGGCUUGCAGAAUUCUCUGGCCCACCCUUUAUCCCUAUCAUUUCCGUUCAUAUCUUCUGCAAAUCCUUUAACAGCAAGAGCAUUGAGUUCUCAAACCAAUUGUCCAACCACUCUUUCUGUCAAAGAGCCCCACAACGAACCAGUCACCAAUGGCAAAGUUACUAUUCACAAGCACCAUUCCAAGCCCUACUUAGCUAGGCAGUCUGCCAUUCUUGAAGUUCAGCAGUGCUCUGAUUUGGGCUCAGCUCUCUCAAGAUUAGGAGGUACUUUGAAGGUGCAAGACUUGAAUGCCAUAUUACGCCAAUUUGGGAUGCUAAAGAGAUGGAAUGAUCUUUCCCAGCUCUUUGAAUGGAUGCAACAAAAUGGGAAGAUUAGUGUAUCAUCCUAUAGCAGCUAUAUAAAGUUCAUGGGCAAGAGCCUCAAUCCUGUGAAGGCGCUGGAAAUAUAUAAUAGCAUUCAAGAUGAAUCAGCCAAAAGGAAUGUUUUCAUCUGCAAUUCCGUUCUAAGUAGUUUGGUCCGGAGUGGCAAGUUUGAUAGCAGCAUUAAGUUGUUUAAUCAAAUGAAGCAGGGUGGUUUAGCACCGGAUGUUGUUACAUAUAGUACGCUUCUUGCAGGCUGCAUCAAAGACAAACAUGGUUAUUCAAAGGCUUUAGAAUUUAUUGAAGAAUUGCACCAAAAUGGGCUGUCCAUGGAUACGGUACUUUAUGGAACACUUCUAGCUAUUUGUGCUUCAAAUAAUAAACUGGAAGAAGCAGAAAGCUAUUUUAACCAGAUGAAGGAUGAAGGUCAUUUGCCAAAUGAAUUCCAUUAUAGCUCUUUGCUAAAUGCUUACUCAAUACAUGGAGAUUACAAGAAGGCUCAUGAUCUGGUUCAAGAUAUGAAAUCUGCAGGGUUAGUACCAAAUAAGGUGAUUUUGACUACUUUAUUAAAGGUAUAUGUCAAAGGAGGCUUGUUUGAAAAGUCAAGAGAAUUAUUAAGUGAAUUGGAAACUAUGGGCUAUGCUCAAGAUGAGAUGCCAUACUGCUUAUUGAUGGAUGCACUUGCUAAAGCUGGGCAUUUGCAUGAGGCUAAAUCAGUUUUUGAUGAAAUGAAGGAGAAAUGCAUUAAGUCUGAUGGGUAUUCAUAUAGUAUCAUGAUUUCUGCAUUUUGCCGAGAUGGGCUACUGGAAGAGGCAAAGCAAUUGGCGAAGGACUUUGAAACAACAUAUGACAAAUAUGACUUGGUUAUGUUGAAUACCAUGAUUUGUGCUUACUGCAGAGCAGGUGAAAUGGAGAGUGUAAUGGGAAUGUUAAAGAAAAUGGAUGAAUUAGCAAUCAGUCCUGAUUAUAAUACCUUUCAUAUCCUAAUAAAAUAUUUCUGCAAGGAGAAGUUGUAUCUGCUUGCUUACAGAACCAUGGAGGACAUGCAUAAAAAAGGCUACCAAGUGGAAGAGGAAAUAUGUUCCUCCUUAAUAUUUAAACUUGGUAAGAUAAGGGCGAGCUCAGAAGCAUUUUCUGUUUACAAUAUGUUGAGAUAUAGCAAACGCACAAUGUGCAAGGCCCUUCAUGAGAAGAUUCUCCACAUUCUAAUAGCAGGACGACUGUUCAAAGAGGCUUAUGUAGUAGUCAAGGACAAUGGGGAUUUGAUUUCUAAACCUGCUAUAAUGAAAUUUGCAACUGCAUAUAUGAAGUUUGGAAACAUCAACUUGAUAAACGAUGUUGUGAAACUCAUCCAUGGUUUUGGCUGCAAGAUUGAUCAGGGUUUAUUUCAGAAGGCAGUAUCACGAUAUAUUAUGAAACCUGAAAAGAAGGAAUUGCUUCUUCAAUUGCUACAAUGGAUGCCAAGUCAUGGAUAUGUGGUUGAUUCUUCAACAAGAAACCUAAUGCUGAAGAACUCACAUUUGUUCGGUCGACAUUUUAUUCCUGAGAUACUGUCCAAGCACCAUAUGAUUUUAACAUCAUCAAAAUCUGAAAAGAGGAAAGGAAAAUGAAUUUCAAACUACGCAGUGUUUACUGUUUAGAGGAAAGGUUUUGCCGUGGCUUAACCCACUUAAGCGUAGAGCCCUCAAUUUGUUCCUAGGGUUUAAUAUAACAUUAUCUUUCUCAAUUUUUCAUCAAUUGGUGAAUCAAAACCCAUAUAGUGUAUACUGUUUUAGCUUUAGCCUAAUGCUCAGUGGUAAGAUUAAACAGUGUAAAUUCUUUGACCUUGAAAACCUGUAACCUGACGCUGAUACCAUUUCAAAUUGUAAAGUAGUCAAUUGUGCAUAAUUGAAGUAUUUUUGUCGGUGAAGCUCUAGUUGGUGCGAAUGUUAAGCUUAAUAACCAAUUUUGCUGGCUGUGCACAUGACUUUUGUAUCUGAUAAUCUCCUGAUAUGAUAAUGCUACUUUCUUUUGCAUAGCGGUGUAUAGAAUCUUAUCAAUUAAAAAUUUAUCUUCCAUUUUCCCCUUUAAUACCAUACAAAGACGAUUAUACACAAAUACAACCAAAUUACCUUUUUUCCCCCUUUCCUCCAUGUUUUUCAUUCAUCAAAAUCUCACAAGUAUGUAUGCUGCAAACCAAUUCCUCCAUGUCCAAAGUGAAUGGUAAAACAAUUGUUCACAUUACUACAUGAAAUUAUAAACCAAUGACCCUUCAAAUACUAUUUUGUUAACACACUCCGAAUGUAGACAAUAGAACUGUAUGUAACCGGUCAAUGCCAACUAAAGAAGAUUCUGUACACAGUAUCCUUUCAUUUAAUACAAACAACACAAAGGACAAACA
Messenger RNA from Ziziphus jujuba (common jujube), 2872 nucleotides. RefSeq names its product pentatricopeptide repeat-containing protein At1g10910, chloroplastic. Gene Ontology annotation, molecular function: protein binding. The transcript has 10 exons. NCBI's taxonomy places the organism in Eukaryota, Viridiplantae, Streptophyta, Magnoliopsida, Rosales, Rhamnaceae. Bases 111 to 2102 code for a protein of 663 amino acids. The record is from RefSeq and is a predicted model, not a curated record.